This is a messenger RNA of Closterium sp. NIES-67, 1751 nucleotides long. Lineage: Eukaryota; Viridiplantae; Streptophyta; Zygnematophyceae; Desmidiales; Closteriaceae. The record is from the annotation of a GenBank genome assembly.
UCCCCUCCCUUCCCUCCCUAACAUCAUCAGAAAGCGACCAGCUACGUUUUAAAAAAAACAGGGCGGCAGUAAAUGCGACCGUUGACAGUGAGUUAGAAUGUUCUCUUAGGCUCUAAGCGCACUACGUACGCGUUAUGGAGAAUUCUCCUAGUCGGAGCCAAUGGCUGGCGGCGGUGUGCCCGAAGCUGGGCGCGACGGCGCUAGUGCGGUUGGCGGCGGUGCUGCUGGUGCUACCGGCUCUGGCGAUCCUGAGCGUCGUGGAUCCCGAGGUGGCCAAGCCGGCGUGGGACGACGGCGUGGUGGACGGCGUGGACGCGGACCUGUUCCGGCGCGCCAUGGUGCAGGUCACCGACGCGCACCUCGCGGAGCCCCGUGGCAAGAUCGCUUUCCUCUUCCUCGUGCGCGGCCCGCUGCCGCUCGAAGAAGUCUGGCAGCGAUUCUUCCAGGGCCACGAGGCACUGUUCUCGGUGUACAUCCACGCGUCGCAGCCCGGCUUUGACUGCGACCAGGAAGUCCGCUACCCCGCCUUCCGCGCGCGCCAGAUCCCCAGCGUGCCGAUCUCGUGGGGGGGGCCCAACCUGAUUCGCGCGGAGAGGCGGCUGCUGGCGGCGGCGCUGGCGGACCCGUGGAACCAACGCUUCGUGCUGCUCUCAGAAUCGUGCCUGCCGCUGUUCAACUUCUCGCACGUGUACGACUACCUCUUCGCCUCGCCCAAGAGCUUCAUCACCAGCCAUCCGAGCGCGUGGCGGUACGAGCCGGGCAUGGCGCCCGCUGUCAACCGCAGCCAGUACCGCAAGGGCUCCCAGUGGUUCGCCUUGACUCGCCGCCAUGCCGACAUGGUGGUGGCUGACACCCGCGUGUACGACGCCUUUCUGCAGAACCACGCCAUGAUUCCUGACGAGAGCUACAUCCAAACCUUGCUCCUGAUGCUGGAGCCGAGUGCAGUGGAGCCGCGCGGAGUGACGUUUCUGCACUGGCAGUCGGCGUUCUCGAAGCACCCGCUCACCAUCACGCCGGCGCAACUCACCCCCGACUUCCUGCGCUCCAUCCAGCGCACGCGCCUGCCGCCCAAGGAGGCCAUCGGCUUCCUCAGGGUACCGCCCGCGCGCCUCUGCACACUGGCGGGGCGCCCCGCGCACUGCUUCCUCUUCGCGCGCAAGUUCAACGCGUCCGCCAUCCCAACCUUCCUCGCGCUCUCCGACUCCGUUGGCUUCUAGGCGUCUCAUCACCCGAUGCCUUCAUCUCAUCUUUCAGGCGCCUCACAAGUCAACGCCUCCGCCAUCCCUGGCUUCCUCGCCCUCUCCCAUGCUGUCGGCUUCGAACCUUCUAGUCACCCGAUGCCUUGACCUAAUUCCCGUCCCUCGCGGCCUCCAAUCGCUGCAGCUUCUCCACCAUUCCAGCUGCUUUCUGCCACCGUGCCCGCCGCUCUCCUGUAAUAUAUGUCCAGCAACUCCCCUAGGUAAUUGUGCACGCGCUUGGCAAAUUGGAGCGGAUUGAUACAGAGUGGCCUGGGGUGGGGAGAUGGCACUGCACGUGUUUAAUGCAGCACGGACUGCACCCACUAGAAUGGUACAACAAUAACACCAACAGCACUUGUUGGAGCGGAAUUCAGACACCGGUAGUGCGGCGCAAUGUGCCUGAUAGGCCUGGAUAGGCUGUCCAUUGUAUACUUGCCAUUAUAAGCAGUGAUUUGAAGGCUCCUUGUUCCUAGUAAUGUACACUGCUACCCUACAUUGAUUGUCUGUCGAGAG